UUAGGGCAGACCGGAAAACUUCACAGCCUCAAACCGUAGCCAUGAAAGGUGGGGCACACAAUGAAAUUAUGAUAAAGGAUUUGGCGGAGCUAUUUAUAAACAAUAGCAGCUGAAAGCAGCUAUUCAUUUUGAUGCAAUUACGUGCGGACUUUCUUGACGUGAUUCAGACAUCUGGAAGGCACUGAAUUAAAAACAGAGGAUCGCGAAACCAUCAUUACAGAUCAGUUCCUGUUAGUGUAGGCUACGACUUACCCGCAAGAUUCGUCUGCAAAAUUUGAUUGGGCUUGGUGAUGCUGCAGCUGAUAAUUCCCAUAAAAUGCAUGUCUACACAUGGGACACGUGGGAAAGUAAAGUGCGUUGAAGAGUUUUGUAAGUGAGGAUAAAAAAGUCAUGGCAUGGUCAUAUUCUCUUCUACCUGCUCUGGCAUUGAUGCCCCUUGCCUAUGUGAUGACGGUGCACACGGCACCCUGCCAAACAUGCCGAAAACUCACUCAGAGCUUCAUAAAGGGUAUUGAGCGAACAGCUAACAAGAACUUUGGUGGUGGGAACACUGCUUGGGAGGAGGAAAAGCUGGCGAAAUAUGCUCGCAGUGAAACCCGUCUAUUGGAGAUUGUAGAGACAGCUUGUGAGAAGUCUGACUUUGAGUGCAACAGACUACUAGAGCAGAUAGAAGACCAGGUGGAGACAUGGUGGUUCCACAGGCAACUGGAGGCUCCAGAUCUUUUUGAGUGGUUAUGCAUCCAGGAGCUUAGACUGUGCUGUCCUCCGGGACGGUUUGGGCCUGACUGUGCACAGUGUCCCUCAGGACCUCAUGGUGUGUGUGGAGGUCUGGGACGCUGUGAAGGUGAUGGAACCCGUCUUGGAGAUGGAGAGUGUGUUUGUGACCCAGGGUACUCGGGACACCUCUGCCAAGACUGUGCUGAUGGCUACUACAGAGAUAAGAGCUCAAAUGGAACACAGCCCCCUUGCUCAGCAUGCUACCACCCAUGUCGAAAGUGUACAGGGCCACAUGAUUACAAUUGCCUCGAUUGCAAAUCAGGAUGGAUACUUCAUGACCGCAAAUGUAUAGAUGUGGAUGAAUGUGGCACAGAGCUUGCUCGCUGUCCAUCUAAUACUUACUGUUUCAACACAGAUGGAUCUUAUGAGUGCAGAGGUUGUGAUCAAUCUUGUGUGGGCUGCAUGGGCAGUGGUCCAGCUAGAUGCAAGAAGUGUUCUAGAGGUUAUAAGCUUAAUGGGGCCAAGUGCCUUGAUGUUGAUGAGUGCAAUGAGCGUGCCAUUGCAUGCCCAGGUCUUAAUGAGGCCUGCAUAAAUGAGGAGGGUUCAUUCCGCUGUGAGUGUGCUGAAGGAUUCAUUCGAAGAGACAGUAUAUGUGUGGAAAACAUACUACCCACUGGGCCAGAGAAGGGAUUAUUUGAUGACAUGACAGAUGACGAAGUCUUGGUCUUGCAGCAGAUGUUCUUUGGUGUGGUCAUCUGUGCCCUUGCCACAUUGGCAGCAAAGGGUGACAUGGUCUUCACUGCUAUUUUCAUUGGUGGUGUCGCAGCCAUGGCUGGUUAUUGGAUAUCAGAAAAGGGGGAUCGCAUGUUGGAUGGGAUACUUAAAGGACGUUCGCCCGGUAAUUAAAAAAAUACCAUGAAAGAAAGACCUCUUGUAAAAGUUUCAGUUGGCAAGUAAAUGAAGUUUGGGUUUAGAACAUGCUUUUAAGGAUGCAAGUGAAGUGCAUCUUUACUUUUGGUUAGUAAAAAAAUCUUGGUAACGAAAACCUGAGAGGAAGUAAGUGUUUAACAUGUUAAACAUUUAAUGCUGCAAUUUGCCUGCUCAAAGUUCUAUGUGGAGAUUUGAAAAAUUUAGAAAGAUCAACAGAAUGUGAAGAAACAACCGUUUUGACAUAAUGUCAAAACAUAUAUGCCCUGUGCUCAGAUAUCCAGUGAAUUUAACAUGCAAACUAGUUAAGUGUCGGCCUGACUCUCAUGCAAAGUCACUUUGUGGCUUUGAGUUGUUACAGCCACCUGACAGAACUCUCUGCAUAGCACCUUUAAAGCAAGCGAUACAGAAGAGGUGGUUUGUUAAUAUUAAGGGGCCUGAGAAGUAACUAAGAAAAUGGAAAGAAUCAUCCCUACACAAAUGUAUUGCUGGAAGAUGUGUCCUGGCCCACUGAUCCCAAGUUGGUUUUGUUACUAAAUCAUCAAAUAUGCACUGCUCAUUCACAGAAGGGCAUUACUAUCUUUUGGUAAAUUUACCCACAUGUCGGUAAGAUUCAUUAAAUCAAGUUAAGCAAUGUGUAGAUUGUUAGAGGGAAUAAUUGCUGUAUCUUUUAAAUUUGUUCAAUUUGAGUCAUCACAUUAGCCAUCAUUGACUUAAUAAAGAGAACAUUAUGUUCAAUAAUGCCUUUUUUCUCACACUGGAAAUAGUUAAUCUGAUGAUCAUUUCGAUAAUUUCCAUUGUAUAACUUCAAAAUUAUUAAAAAGGGCUUAAGCGCUAAUUUGUUUCCAUACAAAUUCAUACUACAAUUCAUGCAUUAAAGUUUAAGGGCAUAGGUUUCAUUUUCAAUAUAAAUGUCCUCUAUUCUCUUUUUAGUAAAUUUUUCUCAAUUACCGGACAUGUUCUGUCAAUUAUAUGUUGACAUAUUUUAACAAAUUAGGCCUACUCUUCACAAUUCUGUAGCUGUCCAAACAAUUUUUUUCCGCAGUUAAGAAUCUGUGAAAGACAAACAAAUAUAGUGAGUCAAUAUAGCGAGUCAGACUGAGCCAU
Molecule: messenger RNA, 2751 nt
Organism: Alosa sapidissima (American shad)
Lineage: Eukaryota; Metazoa; Chordata; Actinopteri; Clupeiformes; Clupeidae
Gene: creld1b
Product: protein disulfide isomerase Creld1
Exons: 12
Coding region: 391-1623 (410 amino acids)
Molecular function (GO): calcium ion binding
Source: RefSeq, a predicted model, not a curated record